CGCAAUAGGAAAACUUGGCCUCUUAUUCACCCCCUCUGUGGUGUAAGGUCCAAUUUCAAUAUAUGGAAGGAUUGAUGGCACGCGCAAAAUGUUUCUGGUCUCUCUUAGGGGCCUUUUUCUUAGUGCACAAUAAAUUUCCCUCACGGCUCUACAGUAUUUUGUCUUGUGGCAUCAUUGAUAAAGACCAUAUUUUAAAAAUAUGUAAAAUGUCUUAAUGCCUCCAAAAAUAUAAUAAUGCUUAAUUUUAAUUGACACUUCCAGAGGUAUUAUCCAUCCAUCCAUCCCUUUUCUGAGCCGCUUAUCCUCAAGGGUCACGGGAGUGCUGGAGCCAAUCCCAGCUAUCAUCGGGCAGGAGGCGGGGUACACCCUGAACUGGUUGCCAGCCAAUCGCAGGGCACAUAUAAACAAACAUUCGCACUCACAUUCACACCUACGGGCAAUUUAGAAUCUUCAAUUAACCUACCAUGCAUGUUUUUGAGAUGUGGGAGGAAACCGGAGUGCCCGGAGAAAACCCACGCAGGCACGGGGAGAACACGCAAACUCCACACAGGCGGGGUCGGGGAUUGAACCCCGGUUCUCAGAACUGUGAGGCAGACACUCUAACCAUUAGUCGCUCACCGUGCCGCCCCAGAGGUAAUAAAGUGAUUUGAAGAUAAUUUAUGAAAACUUGUGCAAAAGACUGAGAACUGUGCAAAAGAUUGAGAACUAUGUAGGACUCAUUGUGGAAGACAGAGAGAGCGUUGAUCUGUUUUUUUACGACCUCAGUUUUCCUGAUUAUUUGGGUGUGGUUGAAACGGGGCCCCGUGAUGCACUUGGGAAUGAGUCGCCCCUCCCCCCACAAUAUAGGAACUGAACGUCUUCAUUCGCAAUUGUGAUGUUCGGUUUGCUUGUUGGCUAUGCCGACACCCCAAAAAUGCGUCUUCCUUUCCUUAUUCAUUAUUUAAUUGUAUGUUUUUCUUCAUUUUCCUAAAGAAUGUCAGAGAUAAAAUGUUCUUCUAUUUUAUUAAAAAAAAAUUCUUGGUGGUCCAAAAGAAUGUCAAUGUUAGAUUUUUAUUUUAUUUUUACAUUUCUUUCAUUUUUUUCCCAGUUGUCCUGAAUGCCAGCGGAUAUACAUUUUUAUUCUAUUUAAUUGCACUUUUCGUUUUUCUAUUUAUUGGUGUCCAGAUGAAUGGCAAUAAUAGAUAUUUUUAUUGAAAUAUUUUUUUUCCUUUUUUCUUGAUUGGCCUAUAACAGUGAUUCUCCAAGUGUGGUACUAGUACCAGUAGUUGUACUUGGGCGCUCUCUCGUAGUAUGCGAAAGAAUCACUGCCUAGGUGCAGUAUACUACUUAUUUGUACAAUCAAUCUUGAAUUAAUGUCUUUUUUUAAAACUUAUUGAGGUACAAUUUGAGAGUUAACUUUAUUGUGCAAUGCAUUUUCAUUGAAUAAUUAAAAUCGUUUUUUCAGAGAGUUUUGAUUGAUUAUUUUUUUUCCAUUUAAUGUCGUGUGUAUUCAAUCAUGAUCGAUGUACUGAGUGUCAUGUGAGGACAGCCCAACUUUUGGGAACGUGAGGGGGGGCGUCUUAUAGACCCCCCCCCCCCACACUUUGCAAUUUGUUUUUAAAGGGGCCGCACUUACUUUAAAUGUAAACCACCUAUUGGCUGAAAGUGUAGGUGUGUGGCUCACGGACGCGGAAGUGGGGCGGUGUCGCGAAGUGUGCCUUUGCCGUCGUCACUUCCGGCGGGCGUGAGCCUCGGCGGACGGUCCUUGGUUUUGUACGGACGUGUUGCUCCCCUUUUUUUUGACAGCGGGCAGACAGGGCAGGCAGCAGCAGCAGCGCCGCAGGGGGAAACAAAACAAGGACUCGCCCGGGCUGUGCUGCUCCCUCCCUCGGCCUCUGUCUCCCGCUUCUCGUCCACAGACACCCGGGCGACAUGCUGGUUCCGGUUCGAGCUUCCCCUAAUAAGUCUGAGGAGUGAGCUCGCCGGCCGACCUUGCCCCUCCCCCUCUCGACGCGGCCAUGGUCGACAUUGAGAGUCACUAUCGCCCGCCCUCGCCCCUGGAGGACUCUGUGCUGGGCAGCCCGCUGUGCGCCGAUGACGACUUCAUCGGUGGCAUGGAGGAGCUCCACGACAUAUCACAGUCCAUGGACAGCAACACCCUAAGCCCCUACGACGCUCCCGAGUACCAGUCGUCCAGCAAUGGUUCAGAGGGCUCCACUGUCUUUGAUGCCCUGACACCGGCGUCCAGCCCGUCGUCGUCUGUGGUUUACGGGGUGGCAGCAGGCCAGGAGGACAUCUCGUCUUCUCCCUCGUCAUCGCUCAGCCUGGAGUGUCGGGUGUGCGCUGACCGCGCCUCAGGCUACCACUACGGCGUCCACGCCUGCGAGGGCUGCAAGGGUUUCUUUCGGCGGACCAUCCGUCUCAAGCUAGACUACGACAAGUGCGAACGCCGCUGCAAGAUCCAAAAGAAGAACCGCAACAAGUGCCAAUACUGCCGUUUCCAGAAGUGCCUGUCUGUGGGCAUGUCCCAUAACGCAAUCCGCUUUGGCCGAAUGCCACAGUCGGAGAAGCUGAAGCUGAAGGCCGAGAUGGUGACGGGGGACCACAAGGUGGAGGACCCCCAGCUGGCCGACCAGAAGACGCUGGCCCGGCAGAUUUACGAGGCCUACCUCAAGAACUUCAACAUGAACAAGGCCAAGGCUCGGACAAUCCUCACGGGGAAGACCAGCACCCCGCCUUUGGUCAUCCACGACAUGGACACGCUGCAGCUGGCCGAGCAGACACUGUUGGCCAAGAUGGUGGGCUCGGCGGGGGUCCUGAAGGACCGCGAGGCGGAAGUGCGCAUCUUCCACUGCUGCCAGUGCACCUCGGUGGAAACGGUCACCGAGUUGACGGAAUUCGCCAAGUCUGUUCCCGGCUUCUCCGGCCUGGACCUCAACGACCAGGUGACGCUGUUGAAAUACGGCGUGUACGAGGCCCUCUUCGCCAUGCUGGCCUCGUGCAUGAACAAGGACGGGCUCCUGGUGGCGUACGGUUCGGGCUUCAUCACGCGUGAGUUCCUCAAAAGCCUCCGACGGCCCUUCAGCGACAUGAUGGAGCCCAAGUUCCAGUUCGCCACCAAGUUUAACGUGCUGGAGCUGGAUGACAGCGAUCUGGCGCUUUUUGUGGCUGCCAUCAUCUGCUGCGGAGACCGGCCGGGCCUGGUGAACGUGUUGCACAUCGAGCGCAUGCAGGAGCGCAUCGUGCAGGUGCUACAGCUCCACCUGCUGGCCAACCACCCGGACGACGCCUUCCUCUUCCCCAAGCUGCUGCAGAAACUGGCCGACUUGCGGCAGCUGGUCACCGAGCACGCUCAGCUGGUACAGGAGAUCAAGAAGACAGAGGACACGUCGCUGCACCCGCUCCUGCAGGAGAUCUACAGAGACAUGUAUUGAGCAGCAUCCUCCUCCCCUUUUGUUGUUUGGUUCCAUAAGCUACAGGUCGGACCGCCGACGUCCAUUUUCCUCAUUCAACGAGGGGCUAGUUUUAACUUCUGUUAGCUAAUUAUUAAGUCUCGUUUCCACCAAGCAGUGCAGUUUUAGCUCGGCACACUGGCGUAGAAGUUGCGGAGGCCGGUACUGAACACUUUUGAGCCUAUAGGGACACCGUACUCCAACGCGGAAGUGACGCAAGCGUCACUUUGAGAAGGAAAAGCCAUAGCACGGCCUUGGAAACCUGACGGGCUUUACUGCAAUGGCGAACAGGGACUCUAAACAGCUGCAGUCUAAAAUUGUGAUAAAAUAAUGAUAUUAUCCUCAUAAAAUUAGGAUUGUUUUCUCCUAAAAUAAUGUUACUUUAUUCUCUGGAUAUACAAUGUUCAUUUUCUUUAAACUAUAACUUUAUUCUCCCCCAAAAUUAUUUAUUCCCCCCCCCCCAAAAAAAAUGCAUUCUUGUAAAAUUGUGAUUUUUUUUUUUUCAUUAUUUUUUUCUCCUAAAAUCAUGACUUUAUGACUUUUUAUCACAAAAUCACUUUGACCUCCUAGAUUUAUUUUUUUAAAAUAAAAUGACAAAUUUAUUAUCAUUUAAUCAUGAUUUUCCUCCUAAAAUUGGGACUUUAUCCUCAUGAAAUUAUUACUUUUUUUUAACCUAAAAUUGUGCAUUUAUUCUUGUCGGGUUAUGAAAGUUUCUCCGAGAAUUAUUAAUGUAUUCCCAUAAAAUUAUGAAUUUACUCUUCCCUCUUGAAAUUACAAUAGCACUUGUAAGAUUUAGAUUUUUUUAUUUGCCUCAAAAUGAUCAUUUUACUCUCUUAAAACUACAAAUUUAUUUUCGUAAAAUUAUGUUGUUUCCUUUUAAAAUUAAAUUUCUAUUCUCAUAAAAUAAUGAGGGGAGGUUGCCCCCAAAGUAUUGUUUUUUUUCUCCUAAAAUCACAAGUUUUUCUCUGAAAAUUACAAGUUUACUAUUCUCAAAAGUCAAGAUUAUGACUUCAUUCUCAUUAUUUUCCUGUGUCCAUUUACAACUUUUUCACCUGACACACCAUCUGUUUAAAAGCCACUUUAUUAUCAUAAAGAUUACAUCAUUUAUUCUCCCAAAAUCAAGACUUCCCCCCCCUCUAUCUCAAAUUCGUACUUCUGUUUUUUCAUCAACUUAUUAGGAAGAUGAAGGUAGGGCUGCACUUCCAUCUAUUGAUUGCUCAACAAAGAAUCAUGACGAACGAAAAGGGGAAGAAGACAAAAGUCACAUGCGCAAGAAGAACAAACAGGAAGUAGUGGAUGUCCUCACGUGACAUCUCUUGUUUACAAUGUGGCCGUCCCCUUUGUGGACUUCACUGGGCUGCAGAUCAGGAUUUGGAACGGUUCUCAUCAUCCCGUAUUGAACUAAAGUGCACUUCUCAGUUGGAAACGUGGCUUCGGAAACACGGGCGAGCGGUUGAUGAUCAUCAGGCGGGGGGUUUGACUCGGCGGACGCUCGGCACGCCCCGGUGGCGAAAUUAAAAAAGAAAAAGAACAAAAAAAAAACAACACAGACCUUUUGGGGUCGGCCUUCCCGGCAUCCCCCACUCUCUGAAACACCCGAAAAUGAGGAAAAGUGAACUGUCACUCCAGCAGAAUGUAGACAUAUACACACACAAGACACACACAAACACACACAUACAUAUGAGUGAUCUAAAGCCAUAAUCUUUUGCAGUUAAGUGGCGUCCGUGACAGCGGCCAAAGGCAGACUUGCACGUGAUGUCCUGUUCUCGUGUACUCAUUUCAUGUUUCCUGUCUCUGGUUGUACAGUUGAUAUGAAAAGUCUACACGCUCCUGUUCAAAUGCCGGGUUUGUGUGAUAUAUUUUAAAAAAAAAAGAGAGAGAGACCAAGACAAAUCGUUUCAAAACUCUUCACACCAUUCAUGUGAUCUAUGACUUGGGAUAUUGAAACAAUAAAAUCUCUUGAGAGUGAGAGAGACGAAGCAAAAAAAAAUAAACAACUGGAAUAAUGUGGUUGCACAAGUGUGCACACCCUGGGACAUGGCUGUGUUCAGAAUUAACCAAUCACAUUCAAAUCCGUUGAAUGGGAGUCACCACGUACCUGCCACCAUUUAAAGUGCCUCUGAUUAACACCAAAUUGAGUUUGAAUGUUCUAAUAGGUUUUUCCUGCUCACACUCAUACUGCAAUUUGGAACUGUUAAUACCCUCCUCACCCCCCAAAAAACACCCCAAAACAUGACACUGCUCUUCACGGUAGGUGUGGUGUUCUCUUGGUGAAGAGCAGUGUUGCGUCUGCCCUGAAAAAUACCUUUACGGCCAAAAGGUUCAACCUUGGUUCCUUGGUUUCAUCGGACCAUAAAGCAUUUUCCCAUGUGUAUUUGGGAGAUUUUACCCAAAGUCAGCUGAGAUAGGCUCCAAAACACCAGCCGCCCUAGUGACGAUAAACGGUAGAGAAAGAUGAAUGGAUGAAGGGACUCGGAUUAUAGGUCUCAUUAAUGGUGGAAAGCGUUUUGAAAUAAUUGCUUGAUCAGAUUUUGUAAUAUCACAAAAACCUGGCAUUUGAACAGCGGUGUGUAGUUUUUUUUGUUUUUUUUUUUAUAUCAAAUGUAUCUGACUAACCUCAUUUCAGCAAUGUCUUUUUCUACUGGAUUCUUCACAAAGCACAUUACUGUUGAAGUGCUUUGCCAUAUCGCAGCUAACACUAAAACCAGAAGCACAAUUGCAAUAGUUCUCACGUGUUUUUUGUUUUGUUUUACAAAGUCAGCUAAAUAAAUGAAAUUAUUUUGCUUUUGUUCCUGGUAACAUACGUAUGCAUUCGGUUAGCAUUCAGGGCUCUUUUGUAUGUUAUUAUUUGUUUUUUUUUAAUUUUAUAUAUAUAUAUAUAUAUAUAUUAUAUAUAACAAGGUGAUCUGUGUAUCUGCCUAAUGUGGUGGAGAAUUUUUAAAUGAGAUUCAAGGUUAAUCCGAUGUCAUCCUGGAUAACGCCUAUGAAUUUUUGCAGUUUUGGAGUAUUAGGGGCACAUUGAAAAAGAUGAAAAUUAUUUAUUAGAAGAUUAUGAAUUGUUCUGAAAUCGUCGCUUUAUUCUCAAAAUAUAUUUUCCUCUUAAAGUUAUAUUACAUAAUUCUCAAUGUAUAUUUGUUUUCUACUAAAAUUACAGAUUCUCAAAGUUACGGCUUUUGUCCUAAAAUUACAUUAUUCUCAAUUUAAUAAUUUCUGUUUGUACAGUUCUAACUUUAUUCUUGGAAAAAAAAAUAUUUUAGUUUUUACUGGUAAAAUUGACUCUCAUAAAAUUCUGACUUUGUUCUCAUAAAAUUUAUUUUUUGGGGGGGGAUUAUUGUCUUGUAAAAAUGUCACACCUUCAUCUCCCAGACAUUUUUUUUUCUCCAAAAUUGAUUUAUUCAAAUAAAAUGGUGAGUUUUUUUCUUUUAAAUUUUAUUUCAAAAAUUAUAACUUUAAUAUAAUAUGACAUUUUCCUUGUAAGUCGUAUGACUUUUUAUCCUAAAACUGCUGUUUCCCCCUUCAGAUCACUGUUUAUUCUCGUUACUUGCUUUGACAUGGAAUUACUUUUCAUUUUAAGAUUUUCCCUUAAAAUUAUUUUAUUUAAUUUUACAAAGUAUUACUUUAUUUUCCUAAAUUUACAUAUGUAUUCUUGUAAAAUUUUGAUUUAUUUUUUAUUUGUCCCCCCCCCCCUUUCCUCCUGAAAUAUUUUUUUUCCCCUCAUACAGUUAGAACUCUAUUAUUGUAAUUCUAUGAUGUCAUAAUUUUUGUUUCUUUUCAAUGUGGCCCUCAAUAUCCUUCACAAUACUUAAGUUUUACUCCAUUGUUGUUUGUUUCUACAUCUUAGGGUCGGGAAUAUUGACGACUUUUUAAAAAGAUAUACAUGCAAUUUUCAUGCAAAAAAAAAAAAUCUAUUUCAAUCAAAUCUGUUGAACUAAUCAAUCUUUUGUUAGGAAUGUGUGUGCUGAGUGCUCGAUGUAGAGAAUGUUCAACGCACUGACCUUUGAAACUCGGUAUAAAAAGGUACAAAUGAGGAUCCACUUAUGUUCUCUUCAGUUUGGUGAAUAAUUACUUUUAAGAGUAAAUGUACAGCAAAUAUAGUAAUGUACUGUAUUCGUUGCUUUAGCUGCCAGCUAAUUGUGUUUGAAUUUAAUCGGAUCGUAUUUUUUUUAUACCACGGUGUGUGUGUACAGUAUUUACAGUAUGUGUGACUAAUUCCGAUUGUUUGAACUGAAUGGAAGAGCAUUUGAAUAACCAUUGACUCCCAUUAGGGACAUUCCAAUGUGUUCUUUGCUGCUUUUUUUUUUUUUUUUAAAGAUAGCCACCAAAGCUGCAACCAUUCAUUCAUUUGAGCUUCCUGUAUGUGUCAUACAAGGACUUGUGAUUGGGAUGUCCCCGUCCCCCCCUUACAUUUGUCAUCAAAUGUUCAUAGGCACUUCACCACUUUCAUACCAUGUUCUCAGGUCGUAUAAUAAUCAUAAUAAUAUGGGCUAAUGUAUGUAUCACAUCCGUAUGAGCGACGAUCACAUCUCUGUUAAACUAGAACGCUGCAGUAAUGAAAAUGCAGUAUGUGUUUAUUCAGAAUUUAGUAGGAUUUUUAUACAAACAAAACAAUGCACUCUUAGUCGAAAACAAAAAUUUGGCGGUUGUUUAUUUUUGUCCUUAAAUGAACACUCCCAUCCUCUUAACUGUUUUACAAUUAUGGCAAAAUGAUGUUUGUGGUGUGUGUUACCAUUUGUUUUGUUCCCUUUUUCUGAACGUAAUAAUGCUUAGAGUACUGUAUGAUUUCCUGCUUUGUUUUUGUUUUUUGGUCGCCACUAGCUGCUGCUACACCUACUGGGCUUCUCUUAUCUCACCAAAUGCGCCAUGAGUAGAUUACUGACCUUCAAGCUGCCUCUGUAAAACUCUAUCUCCUCAUAUAGUGUUGUUUGUAUGCCCAACUGCAGAGGGUACAGGUGUCUAUUAGGGCUAUUCUACAUAAGCAUCCCUGUAAUAAUAUUUUUUAUUAAAUGUUAUUCAAACAAAAGUCAUAUCUCCAAUUUUUUUUUGUCAUAACAGAAAUAUGACAAUUUGUGUUUCGGGGAAUUUUUUUAAUGCAGAAAUUUGUUGAUGCAUGCUUUUUGUUAUAUAUUAUUGCUGAAGGGUUCGUCGAUUAUCUGCCAAUGUCAGCUUUACAGAUGCCGCGUGUGCUUUGCUGACAGUGUCUGGCGCCACUAUUUGAGGAAAUAGGGUAUAGCAUUUUGAAAGAAUGUACAUACAGUAGCUCUGCAGUUUUAUAACCCCCACCUGCAUCACAAAUUCCGAGUGAGGAAUACUUGUGGAAUAUUUGCAAACUGUGUGCCUUGCCACGUGUGCAAAAAAACAAAAAACAAAACUAGAGAUUACAAUUGUGUGACAGAGAAAAUUACAUUGUCAUAGCUUUACGGUGAAGAUCCUAGAUUAGAUUAUACACAGUAUCAGUGAAUAAUUGCAUCUUUACAGUAGGUUUAAUAUAAUAUAUAAAACUGGGCCCAAAAGGGGAAUAAAGUGACAUUCUUCUUAGUAUAGGGAUGUUUGUUUUUGCGCCUGUGUGUUGGAAUGGACUUUUUGAAACUCGUAUCAAGGACACUUAGUGUUCCUUUGUUGAACUCAGGAUAUGGAGAUGUACUGUACUAUAUCAUCUAUAGAUCUCUGCCAAUAUUGAUUCACACACACACAACCUUUUUUUUUUCCUUUUCCCCCAUUUCUGGCUAAAUGCUAGUUUGGGUUCCAGUUGUGAUAGGAAUAAGCAUAUGAUGGAUUUUGUUAGUCUAUGUGUCACGCAAGGAGGAGAUGCAACGAGGACGUGAUGUUCAUUGUGUAUUGUGGCUAUCUACAAUAUACUGUAAAUCUAUUUGUGGAACGUAUUGCUAGUCAUUUAAAUGAUACAA
Molecule: messenger RNA, 9334 nt
Organism: Phycodurus eques (leafy seadragon)
Lineage: Eukaryota; Metazoa; Chordata; Actinopteri; Syngnathiformes; Syngnathidae
Gene: pparab
Product: peroxisome proliferator-activated receptor alpha b
Exons: 7
Coding region: 1998-3413 (471 amino acids)
Biological process (GO): cell differentiation; regulation of lipid metabolic process; hormone-mediated signaling pathway
Cellular component (GO): nucleus
Molecular function (GO): RNA polymerase II cis-regulatory region sequence-specific DNA binding; nuclear receptor activity; zinc ion binding
Source: RefSeq, a predicted model, not a curated record